Molecule: messenger RNA, 714 nt
Organism: Ostreobium quekettii
Lineage: Eukaryota; Viridiplantae; Chlorophyta; Ulvophyceae; Bryopsidales; Ostreobiaceae
Source: the annotation of a GenBank genome assembly
AUGGACGCUCAGGCCCUAAACUCGACGAUGCAGAACAUCGCCCUGGGCGAGGCGAUGGUGGCGGCGGCGAGAGACUACAAGAAGGAGAUGGAGGACGCGGAGGCUGCCGCCAAGGCGGGCGCGGCCCACCAGGAGGUCGACAUCGACGACCUGAUGGACGACCCCGAGCUGCUGCGCCUGCACGAGGAGCGUGCGGCGAGCAUCCGCGAGGAAGUGGAGAGGCGUGCGCACAGGGCGCGGCUGGAGGAGAAGGGGCACGGUGCCUACACGGAGGUGGAGGAGGGGGACUUCCUGGAGCUGGUCACCAAGACGGAGCUGGUUGUGGUGCACUUCUGGCACGCGGGAUUCGACCGGUGCAGGAUCAUGGACAAACACCUGGACGUCCUGGCCAGGAAAUACGUUCGGACGCGGUUCGUCAAGCUCAGCGCUGAGGAUGCACCAUUCUUCACGAAGAAGCUCAAGGUGAUGGUGCUGCCUUGUGUCAUCUUCUUCAUCAAUGGGAUUGCCACUGGGCGACUGGUUGGCUUCGAUGAGCUUGGUGGCAAAGACAGCUUCCAGACGUCUCAGAUGGAGCAACGGCUGUUGAAGGCGGGCGUGGUGGCCGUCCCAGACAAGCCUGAGAGCGACUCAGAGGAUGAACGGGAGAGCAGGAUAAGGAGAAGUAUGUUGGGCAGGCAGCUGGAUUCCAGUGAUGAGGACUCGGACUUUGACUGA